AUGAUCUACCGCUACUUGGCAACGGUAGCCUUAUUGGCGGUGAACGCUCACAGUCAAUACUACGAAUGGCCUCAACAACAGCAGCAUUAUAACAACUUCAAUGGGUUCCAACAAUUCCAACAGCCACAACAAUUCCAGCAACCACAACAGUAUCAGCAACAGGCAUAUCAACCGUUCCCAGCUCAACAACCACAGCAACAGUACCAACCACAGCAAUAUCAACCUCAGCAACAACAGCAGCAAUACUUCCAACAACCACAACAACAACAACAGCAGCAACAACUGCAACAGCCAUUGCAAUAUCAACAACAACAACCACAACAACCACUUCAAUAUCAGCAACAACCACCACCUGCUCCACCACCAAUCUAUUCUCAAACUGUAAUUAUUCCACAAGCUCCACCACCACCACCAGAGGCUUAUCAAGCACAACAAUAUGUUCCAUCUCAACAAACUCCAGUUAUGGUUCAACCCGCUGAUAUUCCUAGAUAUCAUCAGAAACCACCUCCACCACCACAGAAAGUUCCAGAUGUCGCAUUCCAACACGUGAAUACUGCUAGAAGUGUUCAACAAGUUGAUUUCGAGAACAAAUUGUUCAGAGAGCAGCCAAAUUCAUUCACUCAAAACCAAGAGAAGAUCACUCUGCUCGCCCAACCACCUCCACCUCCGCCACCUCCAGCACAAACUCAGGCACCACUUAUUCGUGUUCCACCUCCACCAACUCGAUUCAUUCCAACACUGAAAUCUCUUUACAACGUGGAUCCUCCACGCCCAAAGAAUCCAACAUACAGACCUGAUGAAAUUAUUGUUGAUGGUCAUCGAUCGGCGUAUUUUGAAGAUACUCAACGAACACGACCACAGGGAUCGAAAGUCAGAGUUCAAUCUGUAGGAGGCAGUGUUCAUUCCAGUUCUGCCAACAUUCCACGUACUUCUCAGCCCGCUGUCGCUGCUGUCAUCUCUCCUCCACAGCAACAAUCAUUCGCUAGACCAAAUGAGCAACACCAACAACCACGAGUCGUUCGUCCACAACCACCACAACAACAAUUGACCCGCCCAGCUCCAGUGAGACCUCAAACUCGUCGCCCAGUUCCACAACCACAACAGGCCACUCGCCCAAUUCCACGUCCAGUUGCUCCAAAAAGUCAUUUGGCACCACAACCAGCUCCAGUGGUUGCUCUAGCGAAGCCCAGAACGGCCAGUGAGAAGUUCUUGCAAUGCUGCAAAGGACGCAAGGUUCACAACUCUUGCGAGAGAAUUUGCAGUUUUGAUGUCCUUUCUAAGAAAACGUUGACUGGAAUGUUCCUUGGAACUGAUCCAUGCCCACAACAUCACGGUCUUGAUCUUAUGCAAUGUGCUGCUGAUAACGAUGAUCAUACUCAAUGCUGUAUCGAUAAAGAAGUUGAUAGAACGUCGGCAGGAAAAAAAUGUCUUGGAUUCUGUAACAUGAAGCCAGGAAUUACAUUCCAAGCUGAUGUAUCGAUGCUUCCAUGCUGGUCCGUACUCAAUGAUAUCAAGCAAUGCUUCAGGGAGAAUUUGGAACGUCAACUUGCCGCCAUUUAG
This is a messenger RNA of Caenorhabditis remanei, 1560 nucleotides long. RefSeq lists its product as uncharacterized. The record is from RefSeq and is a predicted model, not a curated record. Bases 1 to 1560 code for a protein of 519 amino acids. Lineage: Eukaryota; Metazoa; Nematoda; Chromadorea; Rhabditida; Rhabditidae. The transcript has 10 exons.